AUUGGAGAAGGGACGGCUACGGUUGCAUCAUAAUAACCGGCUGGCUGUCAUAUUACGAGUUAUUUAUAAACAAACACUACACAGCUCUCUCUGACGUGUUAAUACUUCUGUGGUUGAAACUAUUAAAUUCUCUGUGUAAUCGAUACCGGUAGAUGAAUCGACAUAUUUUUUAUCUAACGCCUAUACGGUUCGUGUUAUGAAAAGGAUUGUAAUGGUGCGUCUCUAAAAAAACAUUGGAAAAUUCGAGACCCGCAGUAAUCUAUAGCGGUUUAUCGUGCGAUAACAUAAAGUAGAUAUAUAAAGCACAGCUUUGCUCGACAAACCAUUCAUUUUUUAUCAGCACUGUGGGAGAACAUUGGGUGUGAAUAUAAUAUACUGAGUCGUAGAUUGUUAAUCAGUGACUUGCUGAAAAUUCGUUUGUGCCUUGUAUAACACUCUGACGAUCGUUUUGCUAGUAAAAUGGCUGGAUUAUUUUGUUGUCUUUUUGGAGGAUCGUCUCUCGGUUCAGGAGAUCACACAGUGGCCUUUGCACUUGCGAAAGACUAUGGAUACGUAAUUUUGGUGGCUGUUAUCUCCAGUUUUCUGCUGAUGUGGCAGGCUAUGCAGGUCGGCAAAGCACGUAAACAACAUAAGGUCAAAUAUCCAACCAUGUACGCCGCUGAUAAUGACGCAUUCAAUUGCUACCAAAGAGCUCAUCAAAACACAUUGGAAGGAUAUUCACAGUUCCUACUCCUACUCUUGUUUGGUGGUCUUGAUAUGCCGAUUUUCGUUGCCAUUGGCGGUCUGAUUUGGGUGGCUGGCAAAGUUUCAUACUCGAAGGGAUAUUACACCGGUGAUCCUAAGAACAGAAUGCGAGGAGCAUAUGCGUACAUUGGACUUUUGAUGCUUCUGGUCGCAACAGUGAAACUCAGUUUAAAAUUAGUUUUAUUUUCAUAGAUUAAUGUCCGUAGCUUUACGUUUGUAACGAAUAAAUCCUUGUUCUAAGAGGUUGAAAAAAA
Molecule: messenger RNA, 998 nt
Organism: Bradysia coprophila
Lineage: Eukaryota; Metazoa; Arthropoda; Insecta; Diptera; Sciaridae
Product: glutathione S-transferase 3, mitochondrial-like
Cellular component (GO): endoplasmic reticulum; nuclear envelope; membrane
Molecular function (GO): glutathione peroxidase activity; glutathione transferase activity
Source: RefSeq, a predicted model, not a curated record